Molecule: messenger RNA, 1190 nt
Organism: Biomphalaria glabrata
Lineage: Eukaryota; Metazoa; Mollusca; Gastropoda; Planorbidae
Product: 28S ribosomal protein S10, mitochondrial-like
Exons: 6
Coding region: 70-603 (177 amino acids)
Cellular component (GO): mitochondrion; mitochondrial small ribosomal subunit
Source: RefSeq, a predicted model, not a curated record
AACAAAUUUAAAAAAAAAAACAAAUGUAAAUAUAAAAAGCUGGAAGGCAGCCGUAUAAUACAAACAAAAAUGGCUGCGCCCUUAUUGAGGUCAUGUAGGUUAGGAGCAAGCUUAUUUACCGCAAAGUGCCAGACAACCAACCAGGUUUCUCAAUAUUCAACUAGCGAGUCACUUGUGACAUCCACGGGAAAAAAGGAUGAGCUUUACAGACAGUUAACUCUUGAGAUCAAAGGUCAUGACAGUGCCAUUCUCAACAGUUACCAGAAGUUCACAGCGAUGGCUGCUAAAGAGCUUGGUGUUAACAUUGUGAGCAUGUAUGAUCCACCUCGCAUCUUCACAAGAAUGAGUUUGAUGAAAUCAGUAUUUGUCCACAAAAAACAUUUCCACCAAUAUGAAAUGAGGACUAUGUAUAAAGUUUUUCAGAUAAAGCAUAUAACAGGGUCCACUGCCAGUACCUUCCUUGAAUAUAUUCAAAGAAAUUUACCGGAAGGAAUGGCUAUGAAGGUUACAAAGAUUCAGAUUGAACAGCUUCCCAGUCACAUUAAGCCUCCAGCAGACGCAGCCAAUCAGAUUCAAAGUUCACAGCAAACAACAAAGCACUAAAUGAUAUAAUUAAUAAUAGAACAUUAUUAUUGUGUUUGUAUAACAUUAUAUUUUCUUGUGUGAUUAUAUAUAAUGCCAACAAAUAUAAUUGCAAAUGAUUUUCUGGUCUGUUUAAAGGUUGAUUAAUUUACAUGACCUUGUUGCUGGGUUUAUACUUGUAGAAUAUUACAAAUAUGUAUACCUGUCUCCCUUUCCCUACUUGCACAAUCACUUUAACGAAACCAAUCAUAAAUAGGGAGGGUGGGGUGAGUCAUUCCUUCUGACCUGGCUCCAGAAAAUGCAGGCUCAUGUUGUUCAACAUUGUACUUGAUAUUAGCAGACUAGAUAGUAGCCCUAGGCAAACAAAACUUAAAGACCAUACUGAUCUGUAGGCCACAGUUUGUUUUUGUUUCCCUCCAGUUUUUUGAGAAGAAAGAAUAGAAAUAUUGUUUGUAAACAAUUUGUCUGAAAAGUUAGGAUUGGAUAUGUUUUUUGUUUUUUUUAAUUAUCUGUAAAUGUUGUAAUCUAAAACAACUCCAUAUUAAUUUGAGUAUUCUUUGAUUGUUGAGCAAAUGUGGCAAUUAAAAGUAAUUCAAUUUUUGCUGUAA